Colossoma macropomum (tambaqui) is the source of this 3642-nucleotide messenger RNA. It is a transcript of the gene steap4, whose product is annotated as STEAP family member 4. The transcript is spliced from 6 exons. Bases 348 to 1766 code for a protein of 472 amino acids. Gene Ontology annotation, cellular component: endosome; plasma membrane. Gene Ontology annotation, molecular function: ferric-chelate reductase (NADPH) activity; cupric reductase (NADH) activity. The record is from RefSeq and is a predicted model, not a curated record. Gene Ontology annotation, biological process: copper ion import. Lineage: Eukaryota; Metazoa; Chordata; Actinopteri; Characiformes; Serrasalmidae.
CAAACACCCACAAGCACACGGCCUUCAGUCAGCCUCGUGGCUUCUUAAAGGAAUACAGACCUGUGCAACUAACGGGAAGUCACUGCUGGAAGCCGCUGCUCUGAAGUCAGUGCGGAAACGUACCUAUUUUGAAAUCACUGCGUGAAGACGAGCAAAUGACCACAAAUGACCAAUACCUAUGACUCUAUGAGAAAUUAGGCACAGCAGUCAUUUGAUAAUUUCAAUAUUUUGGAGUUUUUCAAGGAGACGAAUCGGGUACAAGGGUUGCUGAAGAAGACGUUUGACAGGUUGACAGUUUAACAGUUAAGAAAGCCUCGGAGCAUCUUGGGAGACACUUCUCUGCAUAUAUGAAGCCAGACUCCGUUGCCAUGAGUACGCUGAGCAGCGUGUGUAAGCAAGAUGUGGUGUGCAUCUUCGGCACGGGUGACUUCGGCCGCUCUUUAGGCCUCCGCCUGCUCCAGGCGGGGUAUGAGGUCGUCUACGGAUCCAGAGACCCCAAAAACUCAGCUUUGCUGCCCAAGGGGGCCAAGGUUAUGACCCACGAGGAGGCGGCUCAGACGGCCAGAGUGAUCUUCGUGGCCGUUCAUCGAGAGCACUAUGACUUUCUGACCUCUUUGAGCCCGGCUCUGGAAGGGAAAGUGCUGGUGGAUAUCAGUAAUAACCUAAGUAGGGGUCUAUACCCACAAUCCAAUGCUGAAUACCUGAGCACACUGGUACCAGGAGCUGUUGUGGUCAAAGCCUUCAACACCAUCUCCGCAUGGGCACUGCAGUCUGGGGGGCUGGACGCCAACAGACAGGUGCUGAUCUGCGGCAACAACCCUGAUGCUAAGCAGGCAGUGGUGGACAUCGCCCACAGUCUUGGCCUCACCGCCUUGGACCGAGGGUCCCUGAAAGCAGCUUCUGAGCUGGAGGACAUCCCCCUCCAGCUCUUCCCCAUGUGGAGACUCCCCUUCCGUAUCGCCGUUGGACUGCUGGCAGUCCUCUUCAUCUAUGUGUUAAUCCGGGAUGUCAUCUACACGUGGGUCAUGGAAAAGAAGGACAUUUCUUUCCGCAUUAUGGUCUCCCUGGCCAAUAAAGUGUUCCCGAUGGUCGCUUUGGUGAUGCUGGCACUGUGCUAUCUGCCAGGUGUCAUGGCCGCCUUCCUACAGCUCUACAACGGCACCAAAUAUCGCCGUUUCCCCGACUGGCUGGACCGUUGGAUGCUGUGUAGGAAGCAGCUGGGAUUGCUGGCUCUAGCCUUCGCUUUCCUGCAUGUGCUCUAUACCUUCGCCAUCCCCAUCAGAUACUAUGUAUUCCACCGCAGAUUCACCUUCACUUCCACAAUGAUCAAAGAGAAUAAAACCUACGAGUUCGACAACGUCAUGGCCUGGCGCUCCGACUCCUACCUGGCUAUGGGAAUGCUGGGAUUUGCAUUGUUUGUUUUAUUGGGAAUCACAUCCCUCCCGUCUGUCAGCAACUCACUCAACUGGAGAGAAUUCAGCUGUAUACAGUCUAAACUAGGUCAUCUGACCCUGCUGCUGUGCACAGCUCACACCUUUCUAUAUGGCUGGGACAAGUUCCUGAAGCCCUCUGCUUAUAAGUGGUGGAUGCCACCUGGCUACAUGCUGUCCCUGGUGGUUCCUUGCGUGGUUCUGAUUCUGAAAUUGUUCCUGAUCACUCCAUGUAUGGACCGCACCAUCACCCGCAUACGCCAGGGCUGGGAGAGAUCCGCCAAAGCUGGCACGCCACACAAGAAGGGGAAGAGCAAUCAGCCGUUAAUUCUGUAAAGGACGCUAAACACAGUGUGUGCUCUGAAAAUGAAAGUUCUUCAGAAAUUGUCAGAGGUGGGUAGAGUAGCCUGAACCCACACUUAGGGAAAGGUAUUGUUAUUGUAAUGAAGUAAUGGCUGACGUAGAAGUAAAAGUAGCCAGCAAAAACAAACUUUAGCAUUUAAUCCAAAGACUUGUUAUGUUUUAAGCUCCUUGUAGAACCGGAUCUCUAGCACAAAGUUCAAACACACCUUGCUCUAACAUGUAGACGUUCCUAAAGGCCUUUAUGUGUGCUAGAUUUGGGUUGGAUCUAAACCGUGCAGGGUGGUAGAUCUCCAGGAUAAGGACAGAGCACCCCUGCUCUAGUACAUCUAGCAUCUAUAAGCAUAGAAACUGCAGUUCAUUUGGCACAACUCUUGGGAUCCUUUUGGUCUAAACCAGUGGUCACAACCCCCUGGAGAUCUCCUUUCCAGCGGACCUAACAGGCUUACACCCCACUUCCCUGACACCGAUGCAUCUGAUCCAGCCAGGUUCAUUAGCUGAAGCAGGUGUGGCAGACUGUGGUUGGAGACUCCACAGGAAGGCACAUCUCCAGGGCCAAGGUUGGUGAACACUGGUCUAAAACUAAAAAGCUAAAACUCAAAAGUGAGAAAAGUGAUCAGCAAAUGUGGAGCAAACAGAUCGAAUGAAGUGAAGCCCAGAAAAAGGAACUAGUGACUAAAUAUGGUGGCCAAAAUGGAGGCAAAAGUAGCUUCUUAGCCUUACGGAUAGACUUCAUUAGAAGGAAAAUUGUCUCAGAGAAGUAUCCAUCCAUUAGAAUUUACAUAUACAGGUAAAGUAUAUUGAACUGAGCAGUGGCGUUACUACUGGGGAUCACUGGGACACAUGGCUCCUCAUAGAUACUGACACAAUUGUACACUCAUGGCUCACAGAAAUGUCCAGUUUCUUAACAACAUACCUCACCAAGUGGCUUCCAUCAACGCUACACAGACAGCUAUGAUGUCUGUGUAUCUGCUGUAUGUUAAACCAUGUUUAAUUUGAUCAUUGACAACCCACAACAUGAUAUAUUUAUUAUUUUUAACUGUAAAAUCUUAGAUACUAGAUGUUUGAGACAAUAGUUAAUAUUGGUAACAGUAGAUUGUUGACAACUGCACUAGGCAGACCUGAACUGCUGGUCCAACAGUAGACAGUAACAGUAGUUAAAUUGAUGGGUCAUCACUGUCAUCACUGACAGAAUUAGGAUUAAAAUCCAACAUUUUUUCAUUUUAUUUCAUUUUUUGUAGGUUUAAAACCUUCUUGAUACGCACAUAUCCAUAUUAAAAGUAGAGGCCCCAAAAAGGGUUCUUUGGAGCAAGGACAUAGAAGAGGUUAGGUUCCUUAGGUUCCUUCAAGAACAUAAUUUGUCCUACAACUGUACUAACAAAGAACCUUUGGGAACUUUACUUUGAAGAGUUUAGAGCACAACUAGAGUAGCACAAUUGUAUUAUACUUCCGUAACCAUCGGCCAUCAUCAACUUGAUUUUGGUGGCGCUGCUGAUCUUUUGACCCCUUCUAAGCUAUCUAGAAGCCUCAGUAGGGCUUUCAGUGCUGAUUUCAGGCCACAUUUCUCUGUAGUGUAUAAAGCACUUUAACAUGGCUUCUUAAUUCCCAUCAUUUCUGAGCUAUUUCCUCACAAGUUUCUCUCAAAGGAAUUUUCUCUUUAGAUGUAAUCGAUCCGGCCCUGGGCAGCAACUUCCUGCACCGUCUGCCUCAAAGUCUGCUUCUUUUCUUCAGAGAAAUGCUUUUCUUUCUCUCUCAUGUGGAGUAGAAAAGGAUUGUCAUUCAUCAUGUCAAUCAUGUGUCCAGACUGCAAUACGCUUGUAUAGAGCUUUAAUAAAAAACCACAGCCACAUAU